Molecule: messenger RNA, 6969 nt
Organism: Theileria annulata
Lineage: Eukaryota; Apicomplexa; Aconoidasida; Piroplasmida; Theileriidae
Exons: 1
Coding region: 1-6969 (2322 amino acids)
Source: RefSeq, a predicted model, not a curated record
AUGGAAGAACAAAUUUCUGAAAUUGAUGAAAUUUGGUUAAAUAAUUUCAAAAAAAAAUUAAAUUCUUGUACAAAUUUAUUAGAUUUAAUUAAAAUUAUAUUUUAUGAUCCAUAUCAACUUAAUAUUGAAGAAUUUAAUAUAAAUGAAUUUAAUAAUGAAGAAAUUAUUAAUAAAUUAAAGAAUUUUAAUGAAUUUGGAAAUUUAAAUGAAUUUGUUAAUUUGGAUAAAAAAUGUUUAGAAAUAAAAUUAUUUAAUGUUUCAACAGUUUUUAAAAUUGGUAAAAAUUCAUUAAUUUGGAAUUCAAAUGUUAAAUUAAAUCUACAAAAAAUUAAUAUAAUUUUAUCAAACAUAUUAAAUAUAUUAAAAUAUACUAUAGAAAAUUUAAAAUACUCUGAAAAUUUAAAAUAUUCUAAAAAUUUGGAAAAUUCUGAAAAUUUAAAUUAUUCUGAAAUAUUAAAUGAAAUUAAUAAUUUAAUAGAAUUAGAAAUUAUAAAUUAUUCAGAAACUAUUGAAAAUUAUGAAAAUUUGGGAAAUUCUGAAAUUUUGAUAGAUUUGGAAAAUACUGAUUUGGAUGUGUAUAAUUUGGAUAAUAUAUUAAUAAUUAAAUAUAUAAUAAAUAUAUAUAAAAGAUUUAAAGAAUAUGAAAAAAUAUGUUUAGAAAUGUUAAAAAUAAAAAAAUAUAUACAAAAAAAAGAAAUAAAAUAUAAUUUUAUUAAUGAAUUUUCAGAAAUUUUAACAAAAUUUAAAAUAAAAGAAGAUAUUAAUAUAUUAAAACCGAAUUUGAAAUUAGAUAAUACAUUAGAUAAUACAUUGGAUAUAGAAUAUUUAACAAUAUGUUGGUCAUUUUAUAGAGAAUCAAAUUGUAGUCAAUUAUUUGCAUUAUUAUGUUAUUGUUUAUUUACAAAUAAUAUAAUAACAUUUAAAAUAUUAUUUAAUAAUUGUAAUAAUUGUAUGUUAUUACAUAUUAAAACUUAUUGGAAAAUACUUUUAAGUUAUAUACCAAUUUCAUUUAAUUUCAAUCAAUAUUUAUUACCAAUACAAUAUAUUAUUAUUAAAAAUACUAAUAAUUUGGUGAAUUCUAAGAAUUUAAUGGAUUUGGUGAAUUCCGAAAAUUCAAUGAAUUUGAUGAAUAGUGUAGAAAAAUUAGAUGAGAAAAUUCUUGAAGAAUUUCUUAAUUGGUGUUUUUGGAGAAUAUAUUUAAUAAUUAAAUAUACAAAUUGUUCAUAUUUUUUAUUAUCCAAAUUUUUCAAAUCUUUAUUCCAAAUCAUUAAUAUCAAUACUAUAAAUUCUAAUAAUAGUUUGAAUAAUUUGAAUGAUGUGAAUAAUUUGAUUAAUAAAUUGAAUUUAUUAAAUUUUUUAAAAUUUAUUAUUAAACAAUAUUUUAUUUAUAAAUUUAUUAAUUCCAAUCAUUUUAUUUCAAAUACUAAUAGAGAUAGAGAUAGAGAUUACGGUAAACACAUUAGUGGAGAUUAUAGUACAGGUGGAGAUUAUAGUACAGGUGGAGAUUAUAGUACAGAUGGAGACUAUAGUAUAGGUGGAGACUAUAGUACAGAUAGACAUGUAGAUUUGAUGAAUUUUUUUGAAUAUUUAGAAUUGGAACCGAGUAAAAAGUUGAAUUUAUUUUGUGAAAUUGAUUUUUCAAAUAUAAUUGAAUGUAAUUGUGAAGAAUAUUAUAAAGAUAAAUAUAAAAUUUAUAAAUUUUGUUUAAAUUGUAAAACUAAUAAAUUAUCUAAUAAACUUAAAACUUUUUUUUUACUUAUUAAUCCCGUAACGGUGCUUGGUCAAGCAGAAAGUAAUGGACCUGAGGGUACUAAGGAUAUUAGUAGUACUACAGGUACAGUAGGACCUGACACCGUAACUGAAGAAAAUACUAGUACUAUCGGAAAGGGAGCUAAUUCUACAGCCAUGGAGUGUACUAGUGAGAAAAAUCCUAAUGAAAUUGCUGUUGUAACUAAAACUGGGGAGUCGAGUACUUUUAUUGAGGAAGGAGAGGAAGUUGGUGAGGAUACUAAUACUGAGGAAACCCCUUCGGGGGGAUUUCUGGUUGGUGGACCAGACACCGUUACGGAGAAUUAUAAAGAAUUUUAUAGAUCAUUAUUAAGAACAUAUAAUAGUGAUUUGAAUGAAUAUAUAAAAGAUAUAUCAGAAAAUUUUAUGAAGGAAAUAAAUAUAAAUUCAUUUGAAAUAUUAUAUUCAUUAAUAAAAGUACUUUUGGAAACAAAUUUUAAAAAUAAAGUCUAUCAAAUUUUUAUUAAUAUUACUUUUAAAGAUACGUCCAAUUAUAAUUUUUUACAAUAUUAUUUCAUUAUUAAUUCUAUUUUUACACUAAUUAUUACUGAACAUGAUUUUUUUCAUCAAAUACAACCAAUCAAUCCUGUAGAUAGAGAUGAUGGAGUUGAUAGGGGUGACGGAGGUGAUCAAGUUAAUACUAGUAUUAAGGAUGAUAGUAGUAUUAAGGUAGAUAGUAUUAGUGUUGAUAGAAAUGUGGAUAUAAAAAAUACAAUAUUUAAAUAUAUAAAAUAUUAUAAAUUGAAAAAUUAUAAUACAAAUUAUUCAACUUAUAAAUUAUUACAAUCAUUUAAUAAACAAUUUGAUAUUAUUAAUGAAAAUAAUAUUAUUAAAAUUAAUUCCUCCGUUACGGUGCCAGGUACUACGGCAACUAACAGUACUAAGGUUAGUACUAAGGAUAUUAGUAGUACUACAGGUACAGUUGGAGCAAGCACCGUAACUGAGGGAAAGAGAGCUAAUUUUACAGCUAUGGAGUGUACUACUAAGGAUAUUAAGGGUAGUGAGGGAGUUGGUGAGGAUACUAAGGAAGCCCCUUUUGGGGGUGUUGGUGGACCAGACACCGUAACGGUAGAAAUAAUAAAUAUAAUAUUGAAAAAUAUAUUUGAAUUUAUAGAAGGAAUAAUAAAUAUAUUAAUAAGAAAUAAUAAAGAAAAUAUAAAAUUAAUAAUAACACCAAUAGAUUUAAUAUUAUCAAUAGUAGAAGAAGAAUAUUAUUUAAUAUUAUUACAAAAGAUAAUUAUAUAUUUAAUUGAUCUUGAACCUAAAGAAUUUAUUAAUUGUAUAUAUGAACUUAUUAAUUUAUCCAAAUUAUUAUCCAAUUGUUCUAUAAACAAUAUUUUCAAUAUGUUCUUUUAUACAAUUUCUAUAUACAAUUGUAAUUAUAUAAUAAUUUUAUUACAAAUUUAUUAUCAAAUUGUUCCCGUUGCGGGGUCAGGUCCAACAGAAAUUAAUGGACCUGAUAGUAACAGUAGAGACGAUAUAAGUAUUAAUAAUAUAGGUAUUAGUAAUAUAGAUAUUAAUAUGGUUAAUAAUAAAGUUAGUAGAGGAUUAAAUGAUAUGGAUUUUAAUAGUAUGGGUGGUGAGGAUAUUGGUGCCGUUGGAGCAAGCACCGUAACGGGCACCGUAACGGAAGAAAUAUUAAAUAUAUUAGAAAAUAUAAUGAAUAUAAUAUAUAGAAUAGAUAUAAAUUGUAAUAUAAAUAUAUUUAAUAAAAUUAAUAAUAAAUUUAUACCAAAAAAUAAUAAAUUUUAUCAUAUCAAACAUACAAAUCCAUUUACAAUAGAAUUAAUUAUUACAAUAUUAUUUAAAUUUUUAGAUUCUAUAGGAUUUUUUAAUAUACUUUCCAAAUUCACUGAUACUAGGGAUAAUGAGAGGGGUACUAGGGAUAGUGAGGAUACUAUAAGGGAUUUUAUGGAUAAUUUAAGGGAUUUUAUGGGUAAUUCUGGUAAUUAUGAGUGUAAUAUACCUAAUUUUGAUUCUAUACUGUCUAAUGGAUCUAUACUAUCUAAUGAGUCUAUACUGUCUAAUCAGUCUAUACUGUCUACUGAGUCUAUACUGUCUACUGAGUCUAUACUGUCUAAUUACGAGUCCUUCUCUAGUGUACAAAUGAAUAAAAUAUUGGAUAGAAUAAAUAUAUUAAUAAUGUUAUCAAAAAUAUAUAAAAGUUUAUUAAUAUUUAAUAAUUUUAAUUUAUCAAUUGAAUAUAAUAAAAUAUUAGAAUUUAAAUUAUAUCCAAUAAAUGAUUUAAUUAAUAUUAUAUUUUCUUCUAUUUUAUUCUAUUGUAAUUCUCAUAACACCAGUAACUAUAGUAAUACUAAUAUUAAGGAAGCCCCUUUCGGGGCUGGUACUAUGGGUACUGGUACUAUUAGACCAAGCAUCGUAACGGGAGAAAUAUAUAAAAGUAUAAUAAAUAAUAUAUUAAAGAAUAAAAUAUAUAAUAAUGAAAUAAUUAAUAAUAUUAAAAUUGUUACAAAUGAAUUAUUAAAUAAAACAAAUUCGAAUUAUAUUAUUCAUAUUCUUAAUCUAUUUAAUUUUAAUAAUGGAAAUAUUAAUAUUGAUUUGGAUACGGUUAAUCUAACUACUAUUGUACCUGGUACUAAGGAUACUACUGGACCAAGCACCUUAACUAUGGGAAAGGGAGCUAAUUUUACAGCCAUAGAGUGUACCUCGGGAAAGGGAGCUAAUUCUAUAGGUACUAAGAGUACUAUGGGAAAGGUAGCUAAUUCUAUAGGUACUAAGAGUACUAUGGGAAAGGUAGCUAAUUCUAUAGGUACUAAGAGUACCAUGGGAAAGGGAGCUAAGGGUAUGGAGUGUACUACUAAGGAUAUUGGUACAGUUGGACCAAGCUCCGUAACGGAGGAAAAAAACAAUUUAUAUAAUUUGUAUAUAAAUAUAAUAAUAAUAUUAAGUAUAGAAAUGAAUAAUUUAUUAAUGAUAUCAAAUAUUUUACAAUUUUGUUAUAAAUUACAAUUUUCACAAUUAAUGUCACUUAUUACUCUUAAUAUUUAUAAUAAUUUUUAUAAUUCAAUAUCUAAUGGAAUUUAUACCAUAGACAAUAGAUACUGCGUAGAGGAUGGAGUAGUAGAUACAGUAGUAGAUGAUGGAUUAGUAGAGGAUACAGUACAUUCACCCGUGGAUAGAGAAUCCGGAGUAGAAGAUGGAAUUAGAUUAAUUGAUUUAUUUGAAGAUAUAGAAGUGGAAUAUAUAAAUAAUAUAAUUGAAGAAUGGGAUUUAAGAAAAAAUAUAUUAAUAUUAUUAGAAUUUAAAGAUAAAAAUAAAAGUACAAUGUUCAAAUUAGCCGAUAAAUUAACACAAAAUAUACCAUCAAAGUUAUCACAGAAUGUAGGAUCCCUGUCACACACUGUAGGAUCCUUAUCACAUAGUGUAGGAACAAAGUUAACACAUGGUAUGGGAUCUUUAACACAUGGUGUAGGAUCAAAAUUUAUAAGUUUAGCAAUAGAAAAAGCAGAAGAUGAAUUAAUAAAUAUAACUAAAAAUAAAUUUGAUAUGUUGGAAAAGUUUUUUUAUAAAAAAACUGAAAUAUUUAAUAAUUCAAUUUUUCCACCAAUUCUUAAUUAUUUCCAUUCUAUACCAUUAUUUCAUCCUAAUUUAUUAUAUUCCGUUACUUCCGUUACGGGGCUUGGUCCAACAGCUACUAUUCCUCCCCCAAAGGGACCUACCAGUAUUACUACAGGUACCUUUGGAGCAAGCACCUUAACUCCUCGAAAGGGAGCUAAUUCUAUGCCUAUGGAGUGUACUAAGGGUAAUAAGGAUACUAAGGAAGCCCCUUUCGGGGCUGGUGUUGGACCAAGCUCCGUAACGGAAGAAAAUAAUUUCAAAUAUAUUGAUAUGUUUGAAUAUAGAAAUUUAAAAGAAUUAACAGUAAUAGAAUUAAUAUUAGUGAAUAUAGAACUUGCAAUACAAUUAAUGAUGGAAAUAUGUGAAUAUAAAUUUAAUUAUCAAUUUUUAAAUGAAUUACGUAAAAUAUUUUCUAAUAUUGAUAUGAGAAUUGUAUUAAAAUUUUUAAAUGGUCUUUUGCCACAUUUAUAUUAUUGUAAUUGGUCACAAAAUAUUAUUUCGUCUAUUGAAAAUAUUUGUCAAUUUCUUUCAUUAUUUAUUAAUUUCCCAAAUAAAAUAAUUUUAGUUAGUCCAUUUAUUUUUAAAAGUAAUUAUAGAUUAGAAUUUUUCAAAAAUAUACCCGAAUUUGUACAAAAUAAUAUUAAAUAUAUUUAUUAUAUUUAUAUUAAAUUAAUUCAAUUUAAAUCCACCGUUACGGUGCUUGGUCCAACAGAAAGUAAUGGACCUACGGAUAGUAUUACUAAGGAUGUUACUGGAACCACUGGAGCAAGCACCGUAACUGAGGGAAAGGGAGCUAAUUUUACAGCUAUGGAGUGUACCUACACUAAUACUAUGGGUACUUUGGAUACUAAGGAAACCCCUUUCGGGGUUGGCCGUGGACCUGACCCCGUAACGGAAUAUUUAUUUGGUAAUAAUAUAAAUAUAAUUAAUAUGAAUGAAGUGGAUAAAACAUUUUUAAAUAUAAAUUCAUUUGAAUAUAUGGAAGAAUUUAUAGAAAUUGUAUUUAAUGUUUAUGAACAAUUUGAAGAUUUUAAUAUUGAAACAUUUCUAGAAUUGGAACCUUUAUUUCUAUUAAAUCAUGAAAAAUAUGUCAAUUUUCUAAUAAAAAUAUAUCAUAAAAUACAAAUAAAUUCACAAAAUAUAAAUAAAUAUACUACUCCUAGAACACCAAACACAACAUUCAACAGUAAUUUGACUCAUACCAAUUUGACUAAUACCAAUUUAAUGAAUAAUAGAUAUAUAAUGUUAAGAAGAUUAAUAUAUAAUUUAUUAAUAAUAUAUCCAGAAUAUAAAGAAUUUUUUAAUUUUCUAUACAAACCAGAUUUGUAUGAUGUAAUUAAAUUAUUAGAAUCAAUUAAUAAAUAUAUACCAGAAUUUAAUCUCUUGAUUGUGGAUAAUUUUGAAUAUUUUAAAAUGAAUCUUAUGAAUUCAUUAACUUUAGAUAAUUUUUUCUUUAUAUUAGAUUCAAUUUCUAAACUUGAUUCUGAAUUUAUCAUCUCUUGUUAUCGUAAACUUGAACUCAAAUUAAGACCACAUUCUAAUCAAUUAAUUGAUUGUACAAGAUUAUUAUUCGAAUUUGAUCUUUCCAAUAAUACUUUAUAA